Aspergillus terreus NIH2624 is the source of this 777-nucleotide messenger RNA. RefSeq names its product SDR family NAD(P)-dependent oxidoreductase. The transcript has 2 exons. Gene Ontology annotation, molecular function: oxidoreductase activity. Bases 1 to 777 code for a protein of 258 amino acids. NCBI's taxonomy places the organism in Eukaryota, Fungi, Ascomycota, Eurotiomycetes, Eurotiales, Aspergillaceae. The record is from RefSeq and is a predicted model, not a curated record.
AUGGUCUCGGGGGACUCUUCUCACAUGGAGGGUAAAGUAGCCAUCGUUACCGGAGGUUCCCGCGGCAUCGGUGAACAGAUUGCACUCGAGCUCGCGCGAAAUGGAGUGAAGGUGUCGAUUACCUAUAGUUCCCCUAGAAGCGAGGCACGCCUGACGGCAUUGAUUCAAACCAUUGGUGCUCUCGGUAACGGGUCCUCUGCAAUCGCGAUAAAGGCGGACCUGCGAGACCCUCAGUCUCCGAGCAGAAUCGUCGCGGAAACUGUUCAGCACUUUGGCGAGCACAUCGAUAUCCUCGUCAACAAUGCGGGAGUGGAACUUGUCAAGCCCAUGCAGGAUGUCACGGUGACCGACUUCCAUUUCGUGUACGACCUCAACGUCCGCGCCCCAAUGCUCAUGAUGCAAGCUGUGCUGCCACAUUUGCGUGCACCGGGGCGCAUCAUCAACAUCGGCUCUGUUGGCGGCCGGCACGGUUUUAAGCAGCUUUCUGUUUACUGUUCUUCCAAGGCCGCAGUGGAAGGUUUGACGAGGUGCUGGGCGGCUGAGCUGGGGCAUGCUGGGCACACGGUUAACUGCGUCAGCCCUGGCCCUGUGCAGACGGAGCUCAUGGAUAACAUUCCCAGGGAGACAAUUGAGAUGCAGCGGGAUCAAACUCCUAUGCAGAACCGGAUAGGCACCGUGGAGGAUAUCGCGCCGUUGGUUGCUUGGCUCGCAAGAGAAGAGAGCAGAUGGAUUACGGGACAGGUUAUCGCAGCGAGUGGGGGAUGGGCUAUGUACUAG